GACAAAGAGAUUCUCGCGACAGACAUCGGGAUCAUAGCAGAUAACAUGGCGGACAGGUUAACACAACUUCAAGACGCUGUCAACUCGGUGAGGCUGUUUUUGAGUGUUUGAACGAUGUUUUUCACUUAUUUAUAAAAGUUAGAGUAUUUUAAGAAAUCUUGGGUUGCUAAUAUUGCGAAAAAAUAUCACAGUUUUGUUGUAAGUGGCAAAUAUCGCGUUAACAUCGAGACGGUAACCACCUAGUGGCCUGUUUGAUUGGCUUGUUUUGUCUUUGGGUUAAUUUUGGCAAAAAUGUGAGAUUAAAAUGAACACAGUCUGCACAGAUAUUAUGAAAAACAUAACAGGUUGAGACAACAUCGUUACUUUAGCGUUAAAGACAUGUAUCUUGAUAAAUAAACACAAAUAAAAGAUUACUAUCAGUAAAGGGGUGAAAAUUUAGAGGAACUGACAAUACUAUACCCAAAUUGGGGCACCCCUCAUCGAUAAAAAUCGCGAUACAGUAUUAGAUAUCGGCCGAUACGCUCAGCCCAGGUAUCUGUAUCAGAUUGGGUCGAGAAAAAAAAAUAGAUCGGUGCAUCUCUAGUAACUGAUGCUAUAUGAGAUGUAGCAAAGUUAAAUACUUUUCACAGAGAGUACUCAAGAAGUUAAAGUAAUGGUGUUACUUGUGUACAAAAACUACUUCAUUACAGCAUUAUCAAUAAAUGUAACGGUUAAUUUUCACUCCUACUUUACUCAAAAGUUAAAGCAAAUGUAGGCCAUGUGAGAUGGUCUUCUUGUGCACUCGAAUUUUUUUUAAUGCAUAUGCUCAUAAUAAUGUAAAAAUAAUGACAUUGUGGUUUUUGUUUGUGUGUGUUUCCAGCUUGCUGAUCAGUUUUGUAAUGCCAUCGGUGUCCUACAACAAUGUGCUCCUCCCGCCUCCUUCAGUAACAUCCAGACGGCUAUCAACAGAGAUCAGCCAGCAAACCCAACAGAAGGUGGAUUCAUUUGUUCGCACUUCGAAUUUAAGUCAAUUUUUCUUUCUUAUCGACCACAUAUUACACACUCUAUCUGAGCUUUUUGCUACUGGCAUCAAUUUCAACAACGCAAUUACAACAGUUUUGACAUAUAAUUUACCUUAAAUGUAAAUCUGAAUUUUUCUCUGACACACAAAGACUGCUUGUGUCAUCACUUUUCGACCUUAAUUUCAUUAUUAUCUGUCUGCACUGUAAGAAGGGGAAAGAUUGUAUGACAAUGACAUUAAAUGUUUCUCCUUCAGAAUAUGCCCAGCUAUUUGCUGCCCUGAUUGCCAGAACAGCCAAAGAUGUGGAUGUACUUAUCGACUCCCUGCCCAGCGAGGAGUCCACAGCAGCUCUGCAGGUCAGCACUUUUCAGACACACCUCCACAGAUAAAUGCCCUAAAAGGGGUUAAAGAUGCACCAUGGUCCAGUUUGUAAUUCUAGCUAUAAGGCAGUAGAGGGAGCCAACUGCCUUUAUGCUUUGACAGUAUAAGGUUGGUGAAAAUGAAGAGAUGUGUGCUCAUUAUGUGUUUGAGCAGCAAUAAAGAAUACACAUCUUUCAGGCAAUAUAAAGUAUUUUCUGAAGUGUAGAGGUAGCCAACAAAGCGAACACUUUAUUUACUGAUGAUGGAGUGUUUGUGAAAAGAAGUGUCGAAUCUAAAAAGGCUGUAAAAGGGCAAAAAAGAUCCAAACUGCCCUGAAGAAACAACUCUCAUCUCUUUAGAAGUUACCCAGUUAUUGCGUUUACAUGAGCUGUCCUUCAGUUAAUUUCUAUUUCUAUCUUUGUACAGAGAGAAGGUAAAAAUAUGAUGCAAGGGAUAUGAGCGCCUCUUUAUUUCUGGCGUGGCUAUUAGGAUGGUCUGUGACUCCCAAGCUAAUUUAAGCACUUGUGUUUUAACGUUUUUAAAGCUUCAUCAUCCUGAGACAUCAAACACCCACCAACCUACAUGUAUGGAAGUCGUAUGCAAUCAUAAGGAUGGCCCUGAUUCUUGUGCUCGUUUGGACAAAAUGAUGAAUGUAACGCUAACAACUUUUGAUUUAGUUAAAAAACGCUUUUCUGGUCCGAGUUUGAUCAGUUGGUCUUCCUGUCGGCGUGAAGAGAAGUAGCCUACAGUAUAUAGUAUACUGUUGAUAUCUGCAGUAUACUAUAUAUUUUUUAUAACUUUGUAAACAAUUUUAAAAAAUCGGUCGAUUAAUCAAUAAUCUGAUUUUUUCCCUCCUAAUAAUUGGUAUCGGCAUCGGCCCCAAAAAAUCCAUAUCAGUUGAGCCCUACUAUGGUGUUUUAUUAUAGAAAUACGUGUCAACUCCAUGCUCUGGUUCGUCACCUCAGAGGGUCUUCAAUCAUCAGACAGAGCUGCACUCACACCCUCUAAACCCUUUACUGCAAUAACAUCUGACUGACUUUGACCCACCAUUAGGCGGCCAGUCUGAGACAGCUUGAGGAGGAGAACCAUGAAGCAGCAGCCCGUCUGGAGGAGGUGGUUUACCGCGGAGAUAUGCUGCUGGAGAAGAUCCAGAGCGCCCUGGCCGACAUCGCCCAGUCGCAGCUCCGCACCCGCAACGGGGCGCCGGCACAGGCGUCACCUGCCGAAUCCUGACCCACAACAUGCAGCAUGUAGUCCUGGACAAUUUCAGUCUUCUUGUUUUUCUCAAGCAUCAUUCAGGAGUCUUCAAAACUCUCUGAAGUUGAAGUGAAAAAGAAAAUGUGAGCUGCCAUCCAGUGGUGUCUUUGAACAUAUUAUUAUUCUGUAAGAAAACACUCAGCGAGGGAAGGAUACUGUACGUCAGCUAGAAAGAGUUUAAAAAGCAUCUUUAAACUCAAGGUUAUGUUUUCAAACUUUCUACAGCUACUGAAAGUUAAAACUGUCAUGUUUUUUAUGUCUUCUGUACAGUAUUGUUUGUAUUUUGUUUUGUAGAUAUUUAUGAAUGAAAUGAAAUCUCAUUUGAGCUAUCAUCGUCCUGACAGGUUAUUGUAACUCCAUGUUUCAAAUGUCUUGAUCUUUUUCAGAAUAAAGCUCGAACAAACCUUU
This is a messenger RNA of Xyrichtys novacula (pearly razorfish), 3025 nucleotides long. NCBI's taxonomy places the organism in Eukaryota, Metazoa, Chordata, Actinopteri, Labriformes, Labridae. The record is from the annotation of a GenBank genome assembly.